AGGUUGCCAAGGAAGUUGUCAUACAUGAUGGAGUGAAGUAGUUCCCAACAUCUUCAUCACUUUGAGCAUGUUUUAUUUUCUAAGCAAGAAACCAUCAUGGGAGAUCUUUUUUCCUUGUUUUGGGAGGUGGAUCCUCCCCCUAUACCUUUAAGUUUUGCUAUUCCAAAUCAGGAUUAUGAAUGUCGGAAGGAAGAUUCUUGUGGGACAAUAGGGAGCUUCCUGCUUUGGUAUUUUGUCAUUAUAUCGUUCCUGAUGUUCUUCUCUCGGACUUCUGUUUGGAUGUCUGAGAAUAAAAAGGAUGAAGACAGUGGGACAAGCACUUCAGUAAGUAAAGCAAGCAAAAAUACUUCCCAUAAACGGCAAAGCAAAGAUGCUGCCUGGGACAGUUCACAAAUGAUGAAGAAACCAAAGCAGAGCCAAUUCACCCCUGUAACUGACUCAGAAGUGGCCUUGGUCAAUGCCUAUCUGGAACAGAGACGAGCCAGGCGCCAGUCUCAGUUAAACCAGGUCAAUCAAAAUCCACAAGACAGUGACACUACUGAGUGUGACAGUGAAGAUUCUAACUCGGGGGCUUCCUCGUGGAAAGAGAGUGAGAGUGAACACCACCCAUCACCAGACUGUAUGAAGAGGAGAAAAACAGCUCAGAGGCAAAGGAAUCUUGGAAAUUACCAAAUCAGAGAAAGGCCCUGCCUCCACUGCAAAGCCCUGAGGACCAAUGAAUGGUUGACCCGCCAUUUCCUACAAACACCCCCAAUGAAGGGGGAGCCUCAAGAAGAAAAUCCCAUACCUGACAUUAACACAAAAUUCAGUAAAUUUUGAAUUUUAUCAAGUCCUUACUGUACUUGAAGCCAAAUGAAAGAGAUGAAUAAAACACGAAAAAUCACCAGAGCUCUAGGUGAGGAGACUUUUAUGAUAAAGUCUUUCUACUAACAACAAAAACAUACUUGGAACCCAAGAGGUAAAAUUUCAGACAAUUCUUUGUCCAAAAAAAGGCCAGCAAAUUUGUGUAUGGCACCACUGGAACACUGAAGAUCUGUAUCUACUGUGACUGUUUUUUUAUUCGAAAGAGCACAAGACAGUUUAUGCCUUGAGUGUAUGUAUUUUGCUUAUAUCUGUAAAACAAAUAAGAAGGCUCUUUGAAAAUA
Messenger RNA from Microcebus murinus (gray mouse lemur), 1145 nucleotides. RefSeq names its product serine rich single-pass membrane protein 1 (gene SSMEM1). Lineage: Eukaryota; Metazoa; Chordata; Mammalia; Primates; Cheirogaleidae. The record is from RefSeq and is a predicted model, not a curated record.